Molecule: messenger RNA, 1437 nt
Organism: Oryza brachyantha (malo sina)
Lineage: Eukaryota; Viridiplantae; Streptophyta; Magnoliopsida; Poales; Poaceae
Product: lysM domain-containing GPI-anchored protein LYP6-like
Exons: 5
Coding region: 1-1275 (424 amino acids)
Source: RefSeq, a predicted model, not a curated record
AUGGCGGGGGUGGAAGCGGCGGCGGCGGCGGCGGUGGUGCUGGUUGUGAUGGUGUCGUCGUUGAUGUGUGGCGUGGAGGCGAAGACGACGAUCGAGCCGUGCACGGGGUCGGACUCGUGCGGUGCGCUGCUGGGGUACACGCUCUACGCCGACAUGAAGGUGUCGGAGGUGGCCACGCUGUUCGGCGCCGACCCGGCGGCGCUGCUCGCGGCGAACGCGCUCGACUUCGGGGCGCCGGGGGCGGCGCACCGGAUCCUGCCGAUGGGCCUCUUCGUCCGCGUCCCGACCCGCUGCUCCUGCGCCGACGGCGUCCGCAAGUCGGUCUCCGUCCGCUACGCCGCGCGCCCCGCCGACACGCUCGCCACCGUCGCCGACGGCGUCUUCGCGGGGCUCGCCUCCGCCGACCAGAUCCGCAACGCCAACGCCCUCGCCUCCGCGGACCCCGACGCGCCGCUCGACCCCGGCCAGAAGCUCGUCAUCCCGCUGCCCUGCGUCUGCUUCAACUCCUCCGACAACAACCUGCCUGCCAUGUACCUCUCCUACGUCGUGCAGGUCGGGGACACCGUCCCCAUCAUCGCCGCCAGCUACGAGACCACCGUCACCGACAUCAUGAAUGUGAACGCCAUGGGGAGCCCUAUCGCCGCGCCGGGCGACAUCCUCGCGAUCCCAUUACCAGCAUGUACAUCUACAUUUCCCAAAUCUGCUUCAGAUCAUGGAUUGGUUGUGGCAAAUGGGACUUAUGCACUUACUGCUGGAAACUGUGUUCAGUGCAGUUGUGGGCCAGGGAAUCUCAAUUUAUAUUGCACACCAGCUUCAUUGACAGCAUCAUGUCCAAGCAUGCAGUGUAGUCACAGCAAUGUUUUGCUUGGCAACGUAAGCACUCGCACCACUAGCGCAGGCUGCAAUGUUUCUACUUGUAGCUACGGAGGUUUUGUUAAUGGAACCAUUACCACAUUGCUAAGCACAGGUCUUCAAUCCAGAUGCCCAGGACCACAUCAGUUCCCUUCACUCACGGAGCCCCCUACCACAGUGAACCAUGACUCGACGUUUCUCCCGCCGUUAUCGGCACCGGGACCUGCAGAAGCCGGUGGAGCCAUUCCCUCGCCGAGCUCAAGCUCACCAUCAGUGCAAGGAGGGUCUUUCACACUGCCCAAAGUUUCUACUGCAAAUGCAAAUGGCCCUGCCGGAAGCGUUUCGGCGGCUCCUUGGAUGAACAGGCCGCAUCAAAUCCUGUCCAGUUUCAUCUUGUGUCUACUUCUGUACUCGCAGAUGUAAAUCGCCAUGUGUAGUCAAAGGAGUGAUUCUUCGUUGUACUAGUAACUGUAAUCUUGAAGCCUCAUUUAGGCACGGGAGGUGGACAGUAUCAUAUCGGCGAUGUUUUUGGAGCUCCACAUCUUUCUAGGUGCAUCAGUUCAUACCAUGACUUGUGGCUUUCUU